Amoebophrya sp. A25 is the source of this 1656-nucleotide messenger RNA. The record is from the annotation of a GenBank genome assembly. NCBI's taxonomy places the organism in Eukaryota, Dinophyceae, Syndiniales, Amoebophryaceae.
CAACCAUGAAUGGCGCGUCAUUCCAACACUCAACAGACACAUCAUUCGUUGAUGUUGCAAAACUACUAUUUGCAUUUUAUUGUGGUUUGAGUUUACGUGCUUCCACGACUACCAGCUGUACUUAUGCAACAUGGAUUUUUGGUGAAGCCUAUGCCUAUGCAUGCAGUUGCUAAACACAUCAAGAGUGUAGCUCUCGGAAUAAGAGUGUCCUGAAACAAUUCUUUGACUUCUUUGUCUACAUUAUACUUAUUUUCUUCUUGUUUUAAGCCCCUGCCCAAGAUGAUGGACAGUUACGUGAAUCGCGUAGCCACAGUGUUUUACACUUGGCUCACUGCAUUUGGCUUAGCCGCUUGCUUUUGCCACUGCUCUUCCUACGUCUUCAGUCCGGUGGUUGACGUGCAAAUCGCGAAUGUUUGGGUCCAGGAUUUCACCUACAACAACUACCUAGGCCAGGAACAGGCUUCACUCGCCUUUGAUAUGGAUGCAGAUUUGACGAACGAGUUCAACUGGAAUUUAUGGUGGCACUGAUUUUCGAGAACCACGAAGGAAAGGGAAUGUCCUCGUGCCACCACCUAAGAGUUGUAAGAAGGGCUUUAUAGAUGAGGGAAAUAACGACAAGAACAUUCCUUUGUUGACAUGAUUGUCAUAAUUCUCACUCAGUGGCCUCACUCAUGAAACUUGAAGCAGCUCUUCGUGUACCUCGUUGUCACCUACGAGAGCGAAUCAAACCAGAUGAACGAGGUGAUCAUUUGGGACGAUAUCAUUCGCGACAAGGACAGCGCGACGCUCUUAUGAUGGUAGCCUGUAGUAGAAGUAGCUUGUGAAGUAGAAGAAGUAGGUCUUCGUUGUGAUGAAUGUGAUUACAGUUACAAGUAGUACAAGUCCGCCUUCGCUGAAAGAUCAUAGGAUCAUUGAUAGCGAAUAAUACUAAUAUUUUUGUUGAAUCUCAACUACCUAUCGUGAUCAUCGUCAUGUGUAUAGGUCCAUUGAUUCCCGACCUUAGUUUUUCAUUGAGGCAUCCCUUUUCAUAUCCCAAGUUUCGCAAGGAGUCUGCGAAAUAUCCCUUGCGUGACCAGCACCGCGACUUGAAGGGCACGAAAGCGUCUCUGGUUUUGCGAUACCGCAGAAUGCCGAUUAUCGGAGUCAUGGGCGAGGUAGAAAACGAGCAAUCACGCAGGGCAUUCAAGAUGCCCGAGCGUUACUUCAGAAGUCAGAAACCGGUGAAAAGUCAUCACGAGAAGCCCGACGCCUACAGGAUGGAAUAUGUGUCGUAGAUCGAUUUCAUCCUUGAAGAACAAGAUUCCCUUCGACGUUUUUUCCUAGAAGAUGUUGAAAUUAGAAAACCAUCAGACACAAAAACAUGAAAUUCUCUAGCAUCUUUAUCAUGCACAUGCAGGAAGGAAAUAUUGAAGUUUCGUCGUAAUGCUUGAUCUUCAUAGGGCCACAACAUCGUGUAUGACCAUGAUACCAGCAGGAACGAUGGCAACACUUUCUUCCAUGCAACCCCCUCCUCCUCCUUUUGAACACUGACUCACCCGAUUCAUAACCCUAAACACUAUUUGUUUGCGAUCAUACCUUCUCCCACAUAUCUAUGUCGACAUUGCAGUGGAGCUAAAUAAGCGGCAAAAUUUGUUGUGCUGAGGGUUGAGAGGGUCG